Glarea lozoyensis ATCC 20868 is the source of this 2535-nucleotide messenger RNA. Its product is annotated as P-loop containing nucleoside triphosphate hydrolase. The transcript is spliced from 4 exons. The record is from RefSeq and is a predicted model, not a curated record. Lineage: Eukaryota; Fungi; Ascomycota; Leotiomycetes; Helotiales; Helotiaceae. Bases 1 to 2535 code for a protein of 844 amino acids. Gene Ontology annotation, molecular function: GTP binding; ribosome binding; translation elongation factor activity. Gene Ontology annotation, cellular component: cytosol; ribonucleoprotein complex. Gene Ontology annotation, biological process: translational elongation.
AUGGUUAACUUCACCGUCGAAGAGGUUCGCGCCUUGAUGGACAAGCCAACCAACGUCCGUAACAUGUCCGUCAUUGCCCACGUCGAUCACGGAAAGUCCACCCUGACCGAUUCCCUCCUAUCCAAAGCCGGUAUCAUCUCCGCCGCAAAGGCUGGUGAUGCGCGAGCAACAGAUACCCGUGCCGACGAGCAGGAGCGUGGUAUUACCAUCAAGUCGACCGCCAUCUCCCUGUACGGUCACUUGUCAGACGAUGAGGAUCUUAAGGAUAUCGUGGGACAGAAGACUGACGGAAAGGAUUUCUUGAUCAACUUGAUUGAUUCGCCUGGUCACGUUGAUUUCUCAUCUGAAGUCACUGCUGCUCUCCGUGUCACUGAUGGUGCUCUCGUUGUCGUCGACACCAUUGAAGGUGUGUGUGUGCAAACCGAGACUGUGCUUCGUCAGGCUCUUGGUGAGCGUAUCAAGCCUGUUGUUAUUAUCAACAAGGUUGAUCGUGCUCUUCUCGAGUUGCAAGUUUCAAAGGAGGAUCUUUACCAAUCCUUCUCAAGAACCAUCGAGUCCGUCAACGUCGUUAUCUCCACCUACUUCGACAAGACCCUCGGUGACGUCCAGGUCUACCCAUACAAGGGAACUGUUGCUUUCGGUUCCGGUCUUCACGGCUGGGCUUUCACCAUCAGACAAUUCGCUAUGCGAUACGCCAAGAAAUUCGGUGUUGACAAGCUGAAAAUGAUGGAGCGUCUCUGGGGCGACAACUACUUCAACCCACACACCAAGAAGUGGACUACCAAGUCAACCCACGAAGGAAAGCCUCUCGAGCGUGCCUUCAACCAGUUUAUCCUUGAUCCAAUUUUCAGAAUCUUCACAGCCGUCAUGAACUUCAAGACUGAAGAGAUCCCAGUUCUCCUCGAGAAGCUUGCCAUUAAGCUUUCUCCAGAGGACAAAGAGAAGGAGGGCAAGCAAUUGCUCAAGGUCGUUAUGCGAACUUUCCUCCCAGCUGCCGAUGCUCUUUUGGAGAUGUUGAUCCUCCACUUGCCAUCCCCAGUCACCGCACAGAGAUAUCGUGCUGAGACUCUUUACGAGGGUCCUCCAGAUGAUGAGGCCUGCAUCGGUAUCCGAGACUGUGAUCCUAAGGCUCCUCUCAUGUUGUACGUCUCCAAGAUGGUGCCAACCUCUGAUAAGGGUCGUUUCUACGCUUUCGGUCGUGUCUUCGCUGGUACCGUCAAGUCCGGAUUGAAGGUCCGUAUCCAGGGUCCAAACUACACUCCAGGAAAGAAGGAUGAUCUUUUCAUCAAGGCCAUCCAACGUACCGUUCUCAUGAUGGGUGGUAAGGUCGAUCCUAUCGAUGAUGUUCCAGCUGGUAACAUUUUGGGUUUGGUUGGUAUUGAUCAGUUCUUGUUGAAGUCCGGAACUCUCACUACCAGUGAUACCGCCCACAACUUGAAGGUCAUGAAGUUCUCCGUCUCCCCUGUCGUCCAACGUUCCGUCGAGGUCAAGAACGCCCAGGAUCUUCCAAAAUUGGUCGAAGGUCUUAAGCGUCUGUCAAAAUCCGAUCCUUGUGUCCUGACUUUCAUCUCCCCAUCCGGUGAGCACGUUGUCGCUGGUGCCGGUGAGUUGCACUUGGAAAUUUGCUUGAAGGAUCUUGAGGAGGACCACGCCGGUGUUCCAAUCCGUGUCUCCGACCCAGUCGUUCAAUACCGUGAGACUGUCACUGGAAAGUCCAGCAUGACUGCUCUCUCUAAAUCACCCAACAAGCACAAUCGUCUUUACAUGAUCGCUGAGCCUCUCGCUGAGGAGGUUUCCAACGAGAUUGAGGCCGGUAAGAUUGGUCCACGUGAUGAUUUCAAGGCUCGUGCCCGUAUCUUGGCCGAUGAUCACGGAUGGGAUGUCACUGAUGCCCGUAAGAUUUGGUGUUUCGGUCCAGACACCAACGGUGCCAAUCUUUUGGUUGAUCAGACCAAGGCCGUUCAGUACUUGAACGAAAUCAAGGAUUCAGUUGUUUCCGGUUUCCAAUGGGCGUCAAGAGAAGGUCCAGUCGCAGAAGAGCCAAUGCGAUCUUGUCGAUUCAACAUCAUGGAUGUUACCCUCCACGCCGAUGCCAUCCACAGAGGUGGUGGUCAACUUAUCCCGACUGCUCGUCGUGUUCUUUACGCUUCCGCUCUUUUGGCCGAGCCAGGUCUUCUUGAGCCAGUCUUCUUGGUCGAGAUUCAAGUGCCAGAAAACGCUAUGGGUGGUGUUUACGGUGUUCUUACCCGAAGACGUGGUCACGUCUUCAACGAGGAGCAACGUCCAGGAACCCCUCUUUUCACCAUCAAGGCAUACCUUCCCGUCAUGGAGUCUUUCGGUUUCAACGCAGAUCUCCGUUCGCACACUUCCGGUCAAGCUUUCCCACAAUCCGUUUUCGAUCAUUGGCAGAUUCUUCCAGGUGGAUCACCUCUUGAUGGUACAUCGAAGGUUGGUGUUAUUGUUCAGGAAAUGCGAAAGCGUAAGGGUAUCAAGGUUGAGGUUCCAGGUUACGAGAAUUACUAUGAUAAGCUAUAG